Messenger RNA from Babesia bigemina, 1797 nucleotides. RefSeq names its product Protein FAM188A. Gene Ontology annotation, biological process: protein K48-linked deubiquitination. The record is from RefSeq and is a predicted model, not a curated record. The transcript is spliced from 4 exons. Bases 1 to 1797 code for a protein of 598 amino acids. Lineage: Eukaryota; Apicomplexa; Aconoidasida; Piroplasmida; Babesiidae. Gene Ontology annotation, molecular function: K48-linked deubiquitinase activity; cysteine-type deubiquitinase activity.
AUGACGCUGGACGGCCAGGACGCGGGCGAGCCAGCCGCAACCAUGGACUACGACGAUGAGUUGCAGCUCGCCCUCAAGCUGUCGCUGGAGGAGUACAAGUGGACCACGCAGGCCAACCAGAAGUUCGGGUCGCACGCCUCAGGGUUCUUCGACAGCCUCAAGGACGAUGCGCAUGGGCGAUCCGGGGCGCAAAAGCGGGCUGACGACACCGUGUCAAUGAGCUUCAUCCUAGACCAGAUGCACCAUUUCCACAAGAUCAUCAAAAACGAAGUCGAUGCCACACAUGAACUGAACACACAUAGCGCGUCGCCUGCGGGCAGCGUCGAGCCCAGGCCGAGCACCACCAUCUCCCGCAACCGGCUGGCCGACCUGGUGGAGACGUUGUUCGGCACGGAGGAAAACCGGACUGCGUCAUCGGAAAACAUAAGGUCGUGGUGCAAGCAGGGUUUUUGCUUCCAGGAGAACCCCAAGCUGUUCUGGGGGCUGAAGCAGCAGUACCUCGGGCCGUGCGGCGUCCUCGCGUCCGUGCAGGCGUACAUGCUCCAGUGCACGCUCUUCCACGGCGGGAUCUACGGCAGCCUGGAGCUCAUGCAGCAGUCGGACGCGCCCGAAAACGUGCUCAUGGAGCUGCGCGAGGUGUACUACAACUUCAUAAAGCUGGAACACCCCGACUUUCCGGAGGAGUGGCUGCACAUACCCGCGAUUCUCGAGGCUUUGUGUGCCGUACUGUACAACGCGACUCCGGAUUCGCACUACAAGGUGAUCCUCUUCGAGCCUCUGAAGCGCCAGAGCAUGGCGAAUGCAGUGCACGCAAUAAUGUACAGCUCGAACUACGUGUACGUCGAGUUCGACAGCAUCUCGCAAGUGGCCUCGCACCUACUCAAGAACCUGCACCUGCUCAUGUGCGAGAUGGGCGUGAUGUCGCUAACUCUAUCGGUGCUCGCGACCAGGGGCGUGGAGAACGUGCGGAACGACAUGGACGACCCCUCGAUGCCCAUGGUGGGGAUUUACGGGCACUCGUCGCAGGAGCUCGUCAACCUGCUGCUGCAGGGGCGGGCUGUCUCCAACGUCUUCGACGGGGAGAAGGUGCUGCAAGACGGCGAUAAGUCCCUGCCUUACAAGCUCAAGGGCAUCCCCGGCGUAGGCUGCGUGGGGUUCCUCAGCGAGAGGGAGGCCAGCAGGCACUGCGCAGUGGGGUCAUACUACAAGUACCCCAAGUUCCCCGUGUGGGUGCUUGCCAGCUUCAGCCAUUACACGGCGCUAUUCGCACUCAACAUGGAGUACUGCAAGCGUACUGAGGAGGAGAUGCAUUCCGUCAACGCUUUGACGGUGUGGAGUUGCCUGGACCCCGACGACAACAAGUUCAUUUCAAAGGACCUGCUGCCCUCGCUCCUGGAUAUGCUGGGCGUGACCGCGCUCUACAAGGACGCGUGCAACCACGUCAUUGCGGACUCCAACCUCGUGCUGCAAACCACGUUCAUGGACUGGUACUUAUCACGCACGGCGAGUCGGUCGGGCGAACGGCGCAACGAGAACGUCACGCUGUUCCACUACAACGGCCAGGACUCCAUGGCUCCGCUCAGCAUGGUCUCGGUGAAACACAUCUCGCAAACGGAACUCGGCGAGCUGCGCAAAUCGGCGACGGAGGACGACGAAUACGCGGUGGACUCCACCAUAGCGGGCUUCGCGAAGUCGCCUGCCGUGAACCUGGCAAAGACCAUCUGGACCCGCUGGCCCAAGACCCUCGUCGACACCCUGCAAAUGAAGAGCGAGACGCGCGUCGCACCAGAUGCGUGA